UCCUCCACCACCUCUUCUGUCAUCACCGCCUUCACCACCUCCUCCUCUACCUCCUCCAGCAUCACCGCCUUCACCUCCUCCUCUACCUCCUCCUCUACCUCCUCCAGCAUCACCGCCUUCACCUCCUCCUCGACUUCCUCCCUGCGGGUGUCUCCGUGCCGACGACUCUGAAGAGGCGAAAGAGGCAAGAGGAGAUAUGGCAGCGUCAUGUGUGAGCAAGGUGGAGUUGACGGUAAGCUGCAAGGAUCUCCUGGACAAGGACGUGGGCUCAAAGUCGGAUCCGCUGUGCGUGGUGCUCAUAGAGGCCGGGGGCACAUGGAGCGAGGUGGACCGCACUGAGCAGAUUCAGAACUGCCAGGAGCCUGCAUUUUCCAAGCGUCUGCAGAUAGACUAUUGCUUCGAGCAAGUGCAGAAGCUGCGCUUUGGUGUCUACGACAUUGACAACAAAACCUAUGACCUCACCGAUGAUGACUUCCUGGGUCAACUUGAGUGCAACUUGGCUCAGGUUGUGUCGAGUAAGAAGAUGACUCGCCCCCUUCUGCUGAAAAACGGCAAGCCGGCGGGAAAGGGCCAGAUCACAAUUGUGGCAGAUGAGAUUAAGGAUAACAGAGUCCUCGCUCUUCAGGUGGAUGCUCGUAACCUGGAUAAGAAGGAUAUGUUCGGGAAGUCUGACCCAUACCUGGAGUUUUUCAAGAUGGCGGAUGAUGGCACCUGGCAGAUGGUGCACCGGACAGAGGUUAUCAAGAACAACUUGAAUCCCACAUGGAGACCAUUCAGCAUCCCUCUGCAGGCGCUCUGUAACGGGGACCUGGAGAGAGACGUCAGGGUCGUCUGUUACGACUACGACAGCGAUGGCUCCCACGACCUCAUUGGCGAGUUCAAGACCAACGUCAAGAAUCUCCAGCAGGCGGAGAAGGGGCAGGUGGAGUUUGCCGUCAUUCACCCCGAGAAGAAGAAGAAAAAGAAGAACUACAAGGGCUCGGGCUUGGUCAUCGUCAAGUCGUGCCGGACAGAAGUUGAAUAUUCAUUCCUGGAUUACAUCAUGGGUGGCUGUCAGAUCAAUUUCACGGUGGGCAUCGACUUCACGGGGUCAAACGGCGACCCGAGGUCACCGGACUCGCUUCACUUCCUGAGUCCCAGCGGCGUGAACGAGUACCUGACGGCGCUGUGGUCGAUUGGCGACGUCAUCCAGGACUAUGACUCGGAUAAGCUCUUCCCUGCCUUUGGGUUUGGGGCACAGAUCCCUCCAAACUGGCAGGUUUCACAUGAAUUUCCACUGAACUUCAAUCCAGCAAACCCAUACUGCAACGGCGUGCAGGGCAUUGUGGACAUGUAUAAGGUGUGCCUGCCCCAGGUGCGCCUCUACGGCCCCACCAACUUCUCCCCGAUCAUCAACCACGUCGCGCGAUUCGCCGCUGCCGCCCUCCAGCAGCCCGCCGCCACGCAGUACUUUGUGCUGCUCAUCGUGACGGACGGCGUGAUCAGCGACAUGGAUGAGACGCGCCUCGCCGUGGUGCAGGCCUCCCGGCUGCCCAUGUCCCUCAUCAUCGUGGGCGUGGGCAACGCCGACUUCUCCGCCAUGGAGUUCCUGGACGGCGACGGCGGCGUCCUCAAGGCGCCCUCGGGCGAGCCGGCCGCCCGCGACAUCGUGCAGUUUGUGCCGUUCCGCGACUUCCGCAACGCACCCAAGGAGGCACUGGCCAGGAGCGUCCUGGCUGAGGUUCCCCGGCAAGUGACGACGUAUUUCAAACAGAGGGGUCUGCCCCCUCCGAAUGUCGCACGACCCUAAGUUGACCGCGUGGCCGAGUGAUUGCGGAGGAUGAGAUGAGCCCCCCUUGAGCUUUGUGGGGUGAUCUUGGGUGGAGAAACCGUGCCAUAUAAGACCUUGCGAGGUGGAGCUGGAGGCAUGAGUCAGUGUUUUUUCUUCUUUGGUUCUUUCGGUAAAGUCACGUAGAAUGAGAAUAAAAUAAUUAAAUAAAAUAACACAAUUACAUUCUCACGACGUUUCGGCCUUCUUCAGGUGAAAGGAACAAACCUGUCGGGAUGACAGAGCUUCAAUGUCGUCCGACACGUUUCUUCCUUUCAGGGUUGUUCCUUUCACCUGAAGAAGGCCACUUGUGUUGUGGCAGAAACGUCGUGAGAAUUUUAUUGUGUAUUUUUUUUUAUUAUUUUAUUCUCAUUCUACGUGACUUUACCGAAAGAACCAAAGAAGAUGAAUCCUUGCAGUCACGAAAGCUUUAAAUCGAAAUUCAAAGUGUUUUUCUUACAAUAUUCCGUUAAUUCUGGUAGGCUCACUUCUCAAAUACCCAAGUCAAAAAACAAACGCUGCAGAUCUUAUUCUUAGUUUUUUCGGUAAAGUCACGUUGAAGAGAAACAACAAAAUAAUAAAAUAUAUAUAAACAGAUCUUGUUGUUAGUGCAGCUAUGCUGCUGCGUGUAAACAUACUAUUUUUUCUUUUUAGUCAAUUCUUACUCUGUGGAUUUAAUUUAGUCAACGUUUUACUUUAAUGAUGAAAAAAACCCAUGACGGAUGCGGAUACCUGACGCACAAAUGAAAAAUGUAAAACUCUGCAGUGUGCGCCUGUGAUUAUCCAGAGCAGACCGUACAACAUAUGAACCUGGUGGUACCCCGGCUCUCGCACAAUGUCCGUGAUGCAGUCACUUUUAAUCUGUUGAUGGUCGGCGAUGCGGCAAUCGACUCAUCUCGACGAGCUGUACACGAUGCAAUAUUCAAAGUUGAAUUUUUCGAUAACAGAUUUUGUUAUGCUGAUGUUUGGCGUUUUGACAUCGUGGAGUGUGGCACUGAUUUCGGAUUGAUUGGUACCCCAGUCGCGGAGUUAAGUAACACCCCUGGAAAAAAUAGUGUCCCAGAAAUAAAAUAUUUAAUUGCCUCGGCCAUUUUGUAUUAUUUGGUACCCCGAGGUACCGCCAUAAGGAUCAUAUAACGACGCAGUGCCCCGAUCCACAAAUACGAAGGAGACAUCCCAGCGAUUACACUACUCCUGACGUGGCUAUUCGGCUUGACCACCUCAAUGUGAAAUUGUAGAUGCUCUGCAUCUACAUCAGCUGUACGGAAGAAGAAGAAUGAGGAAACAAAAUCCACAGACGAAGACUUGAGUCAAAUCCCGCAAGUUGUCGGCAACUGGACUAACACUAAAAUGCUGACUAAAUAAACACUGCUCGGCCGUGUGUCCUGGACUGUCCGGCACGAUCGCUGUGACGUCGUCGUUGUCUUCAUGUUGGCAACGUGCCCUCCUGACCUUAGCGAGGGUUAUUCAUCUAUAUUCGGGGUUUACAUUCAUGUCGGACAACCCAGGGCAUAGAUCCUGGGGGCUCCAUAUCUACAAGAAAAUAGAUAUUUGUGUUUUUUUUUUGGGUUGUGUCGAAAUGGUUUUCAGGUUACCGUUUUAUGAUUGUCAAAUUCCUUUGGGCAGCUGUAAGACCGGCGUGUGUGUCAGACCUGCGUGUGUGUGUACGAGUCAAAGUCCAUGUACUCUCUCUGUUCAACUGAGCACUGGGCGAUGCCCGUGUUCUUUGCUGGCGCCGACCCAUAGGUGGGAACAUCACAUUCUUACGUGAUGCCCAGUCUCUCUGUAGGACAACAACUGAUGACUUCCAACUAAGUGGUGCCGAUUAAAUUGUGUCUGCGCAGUAUAUUUAGUUGAAUUUUUUAACAUGUGUAAUUAAGGAGAGGUGAUAAUUGCUUAUGACACUCAUACAGAAUGCAUGCAUUUUCAUAAAAUCUCAGAAGCUAAGCAGGUUUGAUCCUAAAAUGUGCUUGGAUGGGUGAUCAACACUAUGCAUAAAACAGGUGCUGUAGGAUGUUGCAGUGGGGCUGUUGUCAAAAUAGGGCAGUGUAGCAAAACCCAUUGUUGUACUGCACUAUUGCCCAACGUCUAUUCCGCCUUUAACCCACACUGACCAGCGUGGUGAAGUACGGUCACAUAUAACCCCCUUGACUUGCACGGCGUGAGGAGGUCCUCAUCCAGCAGUGGAUUGACAAAGAGCUGUACAUCAACAUAAUUGCUUCGGAACAUAAAUUAUGGCUUUUAACAAAGUAGCAUCCCUUGCCUUGUCUGUAGCAAUUUCUCAUUAGCAUGCCUUCAUUGUAUAGCUGAAGCCAUGCUUGUGGGCAUGAAACCACACAUGUUAUGUUUACGAAAUGCAUAUAUGUAAGGUAUAGUUUGCAUGUUUUGAGAGCGGGAUAUUUUAAGGGUACAGGCAUGUGCUUGAUUUAUUUCACUCAUCAUCCUCCCUCUUCAUGUGAUAUUGUAAUACGAUUAGAACAUGCCUAUGUAAGCUUUACAUGAGCAUGACCAGUCCUCUCAAUAGUGUGACUAUCCCUUGUGUGUGUCUGUGUGUGCACACAAGCGCUUCUUUAUGUAUAUAUAUAUGCAUGUCGUACGAACAGAUUUUACAGGAACAAUAAUGUUGGCACAUAGUAAGCCAUACGUUAAAACAAACUAGUCCUAAUUCAUAUUUUAUGUGCAUGCUAAUUACGUGAAUCGUGUAAAAUGUAUGCGCAACGUGAUGUAUAGUAAGUGCCACACUAGCUAAAUAUAGUAGUCCAAGCUGUAAGUGAAAAUGCCAUUGCCAGAUCACGAGAAUAAUUUGUACUUUUUACAUUGCAAGGCCAAAGCUAUGCAAUUCUACCAACUGGAAUGCGAACAUUAUAUUUCCCCCCCGUUUCAUACCCACACCCAACGCAGCCUUAAUCCCUACCCUGUGCCUUAGCAGGUUAUCGUCAACGCAAUAACGUGACCCCUGCCCUGUGCCGAACAGUUUCAUGGGCUGCUUAAUGGUAGGCUUGCCAAAGUGGCUCGCAUGCGUGGCUUCGGAGCCAUCGAAUAAUUGAUAUCUGUAUCUUCUGACCCAUCAUCUCCUGCUUCCUGCUGAUUGGCUCACCGGUGCAAAUUUGGCACUCGCUGUUUGUGAAAUAUCUGAACGCGCACAGCAUGCCUUUGCAGGGUGUGCUGGUACACGCCUGCGAUCGAGGGCUCCGUAGCCACUGUUUGUGGGUAACACAGAUAUGUGCUGUGAGACAGACUCCCAAGUCUAUCUGGCUCCAUGGAGGUUAAGAAGCUAUAAGUACGGCAUGCAGGUUCACGAUCCAUAUUUUCGGACAGUUAAGCACUAUCCCCCUUCUACACGUGCUGGUUUUCUCCAGGGGCCCACCGUUUCCUCCCGCAUCUAUUAUGCCCCUUUACGAAGAAGUUGGCCAAAGCUUCCAAUGCUAAAAUUGCUGACAGUGAGUCCUCACUCUCGGUGUAUUUUGUUUUAUUUGGAAUGUGCUGCUUUCAUCGACAGAUUCCGCGUUGCUUUGUGCCUUAGAAUGGAUUUUUCUGCAGUGCCGUCAUAAUCCAUGCCGCCACCUGCCCUCCUCGAGGAGACGACCUUUAUUGGUCAGCUUGGUGCACUUAAAUACCUCCAAUUAUAUAAUAACGUUCGGCCAAUGGGAACCAACAUUUGAAUGUGACGAUUGAAAAAAAAUUUGUAAGUAAAAAUUAGAAUGUCAAGAUAAAUUUUGCUGAAAUUCUCAGACCUCCAUGUGGUAACCGUAGACAUUGUAGAUCAUUAUUGAUUGUAAAAUGGAAUUAUUUCAUGUUAAAAUAAAUUAGAACUAUUAAAUUGACAAAGUUACAUUUUCAUACAGUUUUCUUAAAGCAGCCCAAGAUCUCAUCUUCAUUUGGACCUUUGACUCUUAAAAAGAUGCCGUGUGUGGCUGGUAAAUGCAAAAAACAACGUAAAACAAGAUAAAGCCACCCAGUUAAGGGGGUUCGUCAACUGAAGGUAUAACGGUGAUUAUGUUCAAAUAGGUAACCAGAGCCCUGGCUAUUGAAUUGGUUUGAGAUGAAGCCAGCAGUGUUAUCACAUUUUCUAGAAUAUUAACCUUGCCCAGCCUUGAUUUAGCAUGGGAUCCUUCUUCUGGCUCCCCUUAACGAUUAAACCAAAGCACAGUGCAUCCACAGCACUGCGAUGCCACUUUCAUUUCUGAGCCAUUAAAAUGAAUCGUACCUUAUAAUGAACCGCAUUGCUUCUUGUGGUCGCAUUCACGUUUGAGAGCACUGACCAUUGCGCUGUCAAAAAUGUGGUAAUUAGCCCGUAAUGAGCUUCAUAUUUUAGUUAUUUUAAACUUUUUUUUAUUGAACGCUUGAUAUUGAAAUAAAAUGUAUACGGCACGGUG
Petromyzon marinus (sea lamprey) is the source of this 6183-nucleotide messenger RNA. RefSeq names its product copine-3-like. Gene Ontology annotation, cellular component: plasma membrane. Gene Ontology annotation, molecular function: calcium-dependent phospholipid binding. Gene Ontology annotation, biological process: cellular response to calcium ion. Lineage: Eukaryota; Metazoa; Chordata; Hyperoartia; Petromyzontiformes; Petromyzontidae. The record is from RefSeq and is a predicted model, not a curated record.